This is a messenger RNA of Striga hermonthica, 972 nucleotides long. The record is from the annotation of a GenBank genome assembly. Lineage: Eukaryota; Viridiplantae; Streptophyta; Magnoliopsida; Lamiales; Orobanchaceae.
AUGUCAAAUCCUACUCCAUUUCAUUAUUUUCUUCAAUAUCCUCAACUUCACCUCAUUUUAGAAUGGGUUAGCCACUUCUUCGACCUUCAUCACAUUCGUAACCUCCUAUCUCUUCAUCCCGUUCUGCCGUUCGUAGGCUUGUCCCGCCUGACGCCGUACACUCAUCCUGUUCUGCCAUUCGGAGCCUUCAUCUUGUUCGCUCUCUCAACUCUCGAGAUAUUUGUCCUGUCGUCAAUUAGGGUUCCAAUCGAAGCUAGGGUUCCAAUUCUUGCCCUAACGAGGUUGUCUGGAACGUUGUAUGCUACAUCGAACAUGUAUUUUCCUGAAAUUGUUCGUACUCUGAAGGAAAUUGAAAACUUUGAGAAGAGUAAUGACACAUGUUUGAAGGAAAUGGGGAAACAAAUGAGGGAUAAAUUUGAUAAAUAUUGGGGGUCAAUUAACAAAAUAAACUUGAUGCUUUUGAUUGCCGUGGUACUUAAUCCUAGAUACAAAAUUAAAUAUUUGAGGGUCAAGUAUGCAAUCCAUUAUAAUGAAAAAGAAGCUGAUGAAUUGGUGGAUAAGGUGAUCAAAGCUUUGAGAAUUUUGAUUGAGGAUUAUAGGGUCUUGAAUGAAACUGGAAGAGAGAAUCAACAAAGGGCAUCAAGUAAAGAUGAACUGGAGAGGUACCUGGAAGAAUUGUCGGAAAAAUACCGGGUUGAUUUUGACAUUUUGGCAUGGUGGAAAGUUAAUUUAGUGAGGUAUCCAAACUUAAGUUGUGUCGCUAGAGAUGUUUUGGCCAUUCAAUCGUCGACCGUUGCUUCUGAAUCUGCGUUUAGCACCGGUGGUAGAACUUUGGAUCGUUUUAGGAGUUCUUUAACUCCUACUACAGCCGAGGUGCUUAUAUGCUGCCAAGAUUGGUUACGAAAUGCCAAGACACCAAACGGAGUCGAAGAAAUUAUAGAAGAUCUUGAAAUCCUGGAGAUGGGUAUGUAA